This is a messenger RNA of Paramuricea clavata, 3542 nucleotides long. NCBI's taxonomy places the organism in Eukaryota, Metazoa, Cnidaria, Anthozoa, Malacalcyonacea, Plexauridae. The record is from the annotation of a GenBank genome assembly.
AUGAUUUCAAGAAAAUGGUACAACAGCACUGGAAAAGACAAAUCUUCAGAUAAUUUAAAGGAUCAAAAUAACAAAAAUGUCACUAAUCAAAAUCCAAGUAACAAGAAUACAAAUGUAAAGUUAGAAUUAAAAGCACUGAGUAAAAAAUGGUACUCAAAGCGUGGAAGACUGGCUGCAAAAAACUGGGGACGGUCAUCUGCUAAAGAAAAACAGCAGGUUGGAAAAUCCAACAUGACAGUCAUAAAACAAUCAACUACAACUGGAUCCAUAGAUGAAAACAUUGAAAACAUUUUUGAACAACUGUCAAGAACAACUUCAAGAAAAAGAAAUUCAGAGUUUACAGGAUUACUUGCUGUGGGCGAACUAAUAAAAAGUUCUUGUGUGACGUCCACCCAGGAGGCUGGGAAAGUGUAUACUACUGCACGAUGUGGACAAGGAUCUAAGAAAAUGACAUCGUAUUUGUUUGAUUAUUUUGGCCGAUACUUUAACAUUGUACAAUUUUACCUUUACGACAGGUCCUACAUAAUUGAAAAUAGAAAUCAGAAAUUUGAUGCUGUAAUUCGACAACUGCAAAACAUAACUGCUGAUCUUGAUACGUCUUGUAACAAAAAAAUCGAGGGGAAAGUUGGACCAAUUUUUGCAAGUGCUAUACAAAUGAUGGACACAAAAUGGGAUAAAGACCUCCUAAAAGGUAUUUUUUCACAUGCAACCAGUGUCAAAUUCGUUUCGAAGAUGCAGCAAUUUCAAAAUAAAACAGCUAUCAUGAAUUGCCGAGAUGAACUUAAACUAACAUCGCAACAUUUCAAGAACUUCAAAAACUUCAAAAAACGUCUCAGGUUGUCAGAAAUGACAUGACAAAUAGCCAGCAAAGUCGCCUGCAAAAACGCAUUGUGCAAAGGAGAAAGGAUAAUGAAAUGAAAUCCAGAUUCAAACGAAGAGGCAGAAUGAUGAAGUGCGAAGAGUGGCCACAACUUGCACAAACCCUGGAAUAUAUUUUUGGUGAAUUCGACCAAAAGGAGAAAUCUGGUGGCGGUUUAGAAGCACACGCGAGGCUAACAAACAAUAACAUGUAUAGAUGCAAGGACAAUAACACUUUUAUGAGACAAGCAUUAGAAACUGUGAACAGUAUUUCACCUCCGUCGUUCAACACAAGUUUAAGUUCAUGUUUCAAUUAUACUAUGACGUACAAAAGAAAUACUGCAUGUGCGAAGCGUCAUCACCAUGGCAAAGACGUUAAUGCAAAUAUUUCCUUGCAUAAUCCGCCAAAAACCCAAGUGAAGAAUCUUGUAGUCAAUUUGCAUUACAGUACAGCAAACGUCAACUAUAUUUGUGACGACAGUGACCUGAACAAAAAGAACGUAAUCGUUGACUCAAAAGACGCAAAAAAAAUUGUUUGUGCAGAAAUUUGUCCAGUGCAAAAGCCAGGAAAAACAUGGUCUGAAAUAGAGUACCCAGAUCAUGACUGGGGUCAGAGCAGAACCAAUGCUGUAACUCCCAUGACACACUUAUUCAUGAAUACCAUUAUUACCGAACGAGAAAGUAUAUCCUGCAUUACAAAAUCUGGACAUACACUUUGAGCAUACAAAUACUGUUCUUCACGUGACUCGGUCUGGAAAGGCCGUUACUUUAGUUACUCCGUCUCUAUUGGAGCCCGAUACAACAGUAAAACUAGUGAACGAAAUUUUUUUUCUUUUAACAAAACCUUCUUUGGAUUUUAUUUUUUGCAAUCCUACAACAGGAUUCCUUAAAAGUGUUUUUAUAUUUAUCGUUGACAAUGGCCCUGCAGAACAACCGUCGAGCACCCUUGUUCAGAUGCUCUUGAUAAGGCUUUUGAUAACAUUAAAUCUCGACAAAAUUACCCAAGUUUCAUUCGCUGAAUAUUACAGUAAAUGUAAUUUUGUGGAACGAUAUUCUGUCGAAGAUGAAGCUCUGUCUCGUCAUGGGCCAUUCACAGCUCAUAAAAUAUUUAAUGAAAAGUACAUCCAGCCAGGUUCAUCUAAACAUAUUAUGAAUAUGGGUGAAAUGGCAAAGGACGUUGCAACUUGUCUAGGCCAAGUUAGAUUUGGAGGAAGUAAUCUAGAGGCUUAUAGAGGAAUAAAACAAACAGAACAUGUAUUUAUAGACGAAGAGCGAUUAAAACAAUUUUUGUCAUUAUCAGAAGAACUAAAAAAACAAUGCGAAUGGGUAUACAGAAUUGAACAAGAUAGUGCUGUAUGGAAAGACGUGGAAGCAAUUUGGAAUUUAUCUCAAGAAAGGGAGUACAAGUACGUGGAUGAUUAUAAAUUAUUGACAAAUACACUAACCGCAAAAAGAACUACGUGGAUGGACAAAUAUCAGGUCACAUUUUAUCGAUCAAAUGAGCAGUGGAGGGGUGAUGUCCUUACUAGAAAAGCGCUACAACCGAUUCCAGAUUACAUCAGGUGGGUUUCUACUGGUGGAGAAUUACAUUAUAUGACAUUUGAAAAGAAUUUAGCGCUCAAGGGAGACUGGGAUAGCUGUUCUGGACUGUUCAGACCAGAGAGAUUAUUGGACAUCCUAAUUUCCAUAAAUUCAGAUCCUCCAGAUUACACUUUCCCUACAAUUGCGUCGUUCGUUUGGCUCACAGAGAAUGAUACCAGACAAUAUUUUAAAGAGCAGCAUGAGAAAUUUCGGUAUGAAUUACGCGAGGAUUUAGAAAGAGAAAAGUGGAAGGGACAUAAGCUAUUUUCGAAGAAUGUUGGAUGUCCUACAAGAAAUGUGCAUGAAAAAUGGUCUCUCGGGUAAAAGGGCAGAAGCAUCACUUGGUAGAGCGCAUUGCUACAGCUAGUAAUGAAGGACCACCUAUUGAUGAGCAUGAAAUGACUUACAAAAGAAACUUUCAAUCCAUUCCAUCGUCUAUUUCUAACUUAAGGAAGUUAUCAACAGCAAAAUUGAGAUUUAUUCUUAACUACCAUGGUUUGCCUACUCAGGGCACCAAAGAAGAGCUGUGCUUACGACUUUUCCUAUUGCGUCAAAACAGAUAUAAGCUGGCCUUUAAGGACCAAGAAGACGAGAUAAAAAGAAUGUUGCGGGUUGUACCUGGUAUAAUAUUGGAUCAAAGACGGAAUGCAUUGCUAAAUCCUGCUGAUGUAUACAGAAAAAGGACACACUAUACAUUCAAGAAGGAUAAAUCCUUCUUAGUCGUCCCAAAUCAUUUGACGCUGGAAAACAUUCACAAUCAAAUGUUAAAACCUAUCGAAGAGUACUUAAAGAUUCUCUAUAACUUGCGAAAGGAAAGAAAUACAGAGCUAAUUCAAACUGGACAAGGUAGUUUAGUUAAUUUUCUAAGCAGUAGCGGUAAUCAGAGUGAAGAUUUUAUGGUUGUUGAGAAAAGAAUUAAGAUAAAAUGGUCGAAGGAUGAAAUUGGUAACAGUGGGUGGAAAUAUGGGUGGUAUACGGCUAUGGUGCAAGGUUUUUCUAUUCAGCAUGAUUCUAUUGAUGUUGUUUAUUUUACUGAAAAAGACUGCGUAUACACUGUUUGUGUUUCAGACUUACUUUCUAAAGGAAAACUUAUGGCUGCAUAA